This is a messenger RNA of Effrenium voratum, 1632 nucleotides long. The record is from the annotation of a GenBank genome assembly. Lineage: Eukaryota; Dinophyceae; Suessiales; Symbiodiniaceae.
AUGAUUGUGCGGAAAGCUCACUGUGUGAGGAUGGCUUGCACAUUCCUAGCAUUUGGAGGUGUUUGGGGCGGCGACUUCGAGGUUUGGGAGCCAGUGCCUUUUCGCCGCCAGGAAACAUCAUUUGCAAGGCAGACAUCAAUAGCGGAAGGUGAAGCGAUGGUUAUGACCGCAGGGCUUGAGGUCAAAGAAUGGAUGCGGGCUUUGGAGAACCGCUCACGAGAGAUAAAUUGUCGCAAGGAGAACUUUCGACGUGCAUGGGCCGACCAGGAGGUGGCUGUGCUGCACCUCAUGGUUUUCCGCCUGGUUCAAAUCCAGGCCACUGCUGCCCUGGCAACGGCCGGCAAUAAAUCAUUGGAUGCAUACGUGACUCCAGAGACGAAAAGCGACGUGGAGGUCAUCAUUUGCAUCCAGAACUUGGAGGCGGUUGCUGGAGACAUCCCAACCAAUGCCGUUCUUCGGGCUUCCACCGUGCUUCCGAUCACCAACAUCUGCCGGGAACGAGAGGUUGCGGGCACAGCAGUGCUCCAGCAGCUGGCCCGUUUCUUCGCCGCAGAGGCGGCGAGGGACUCAUCUCGGCUCUACCUGGUGGUCCUGGCGAAGAAUGCCUUCUUCAAUGACCAGCAUGGCAAAGCUCACCAUGCAAGCUCUGCGGAGGCUGUUGGAGCAGCAAUCGUGGAGAAGUAUCGGCGCAUUCUUCGAGAGGACGAGGUCGAAGACGGGAAGCCGCGCGUGAUCGUCGGAACUGAUCGCACAUGCCGCCGCGGGCAAUACAAAGCUUGUGAAGAGGCGCAAAGUCCGCCUUACUUGACGGAUACCGGGCUGCUGGGUUCCGCGGAGGCGCUGGAGCUCUUGAUUGCCGGGCUGCUGGCGAUGGCGCCUGCUGGCAUUGCGGAUCUGGGCUCCUUGCUGCGCCGCGCCGCCACCUUGGCAGAGGUGCGGGUUGUGCCGGACCAUCAGCAGUUGAUCUUCGGCAGUCUGACCGAGGUGACAGCAGGGAGUUGUGCAGAUCAGGCAGAUCAAGGGAACUGGUGUGCUGCGGCCUCCCCGUGCUGCCCGAUCAGCAACGACUUCCGAUAUUUGCACGAGGCCAUCGCGCCUUUGGAGCGGAACAUCAAGCCGGACGAGUUCAUCUCCUUCAAUGGUGGUGGACUCCACGGCGCAUUCGAGAUUCCGAACUACAGGCGCGCUCCGUUCUGGAAGUACUUCUGGGCGCAGCACUUCGUGACAAGGCAGCACGUCUUCAACGUGCACCACACUGGCUAUAUUGUGCUCUGCGUGUUCUUCUGGUGGACUGGAGCUUUCUCGACCGCGCCCAUGGAGCGAAGGGAGAAGUACUACAUGCAUUCGCCAAAGUUCAGGCUGCAGUCGGCGUAUGCAAACCCAGGCACCCGGCCUGCUGCGAAGAUUGCCCAGGAGCAGGCCAAGGUUCGCUACUUCUACAGAGGGCAUGACCAUGCUUUCACCCUCAACGAGACGAAAGACUUCUUCUUCAAGCUCCGCGAGAACUGGCUCAUCCAGCACUACCCUGGCAUCCAGUAUCCAUUUGUUCAUCGUCAGAUGAUCCCGGAGAAGACCGCCGAGCCACUGAAGGUGCCGACUUCGGAUCCUCUCCUUCCUGGCCAAGGCCACUGA